Molecule: messenger RNA, 1553 nt
Organism: Sphaeramia orbicularis (orbiculate cardinalfish)
Lineage: Eukaryota; Metazoa; Chordata; Actinopteri; Kurtiformes; Apogonidae
Product: matrix metalloproteinase-18-like
Exons: 10
Coding region: 108-1553 (481 amino acids)
Biological process (GO): proteolysis; collagen catabolic process; extracellular matrix organization
Cellular component (GO): extracellular matrix
Molecular function (GO): metalloendopeptidase activity; zinc ion binding
Source: RefSeq, a predicted model, not a curated record
CUCAAAUUAGUAAUUUCUCAGUAAAUGAUGAAGUUGCUCAACCCCCUCAGUCCUCAGUGUAUAUAACAGCUCCAGAAUAGAAACACAACUCAAUUUUCCCAAGAAACAUGAAGAUAUUCAAUCUGAGCGUGCUCCUGAGCCUGGCUGUCGCAGUUUACUGUGCACCAGUGUCAGAGGUCACUGUCCAAGAUGAAGACUUUGUAAAGAACUACCUCAAGCACUUCUUCAACCGGAUGGAGGAGAGCGUUCCCAUGUUCCGCCGUGGUGGGAUCGGCCUGUUGGCCAAGAAGCUGAGUGAGAUGCAGCGGUUCUUUGGUCUCCACAUCACUGGGACACUGGACCCUGAGACUGUGGCCGUGAUGACGAAACCCCGCUGUGGCUUUUCUGAGACAGUCGCCCGGUAUUCAACCUCUGGAAGCAAAUGGGAAAAUAACACCCUCACAUACAGGAUUAAGAACUACACCCUUGACAUGCUCGAGUCUGAGGUCGACGACUCCAUUGACAAAGCUCUCCAGGUUUGGGCCAAAGUCACUCCUCUGAGGUUCACAAAGAUCUACAGCGGCACUGCAGACAUUAUGAUCUCCUUUGAACGUGGAGACCACGGUGACAACAGCCCCUUCGACGGCCGUGGUAAUACAUAUGGGAAUACCUUUGCUCAUGCUUUCCCUCCUGGUUCUGGAACCGGAGGAGACGUUCAUUUUGAUGAUGAUGACACCUUCACUUUCCGCUCACGCAAAGGCUCGGUCCUCUUCAUCGUCGCUGCCCAUGAGUUCGGUCACUCUCUGGGUUUGUCCCACUCUAAUGAUCCUGCUGCUCUCAUGUUUUCUGCGUAUGUGUACCGGAACCCAGACACCUUUGUUUUGCCUCAGGACGAUGUCAACGGUAUCCAGGCUCUCUAUGGUCCAAACCCUGAUGUGGAUCCUGUGAAUCCUGGACCUCAGCCUCCCACCACCCCUGAUGCCUGCGAUUCCACGCUCAUCUUUGACGCCGUCACCACCGUGCGAGGAGAAAUGUUCUUCUUUAAAGACAGAUUCUACUGGCGUAAUAAUUCUCUGAGCGUCACACCUCUGCAGAAUGUCAUCACCAGGUUGUGGCCAAAUGCACCAGUCAACAUCAAUGCAGCUUAUGAAAACCAGGAAGAAGACAGACUCCUGUUCUUUAAAGGUCGUAAAGUGUGGGCUUUCAACACCACCGAUCUGGUGCCUGGUUAUCCUAAGAACAUCUCCACCUUUGGUCUGCCCAAGACCGUGAAGAAGAUUGAUGCUGCUCUCUAUGAUGUGGAAACUAGAAAGACGCUGUUUUUCAUCGGCAAUAAAUACUACAGUUAUGAUGAGUCCAGUAGAAGAAUGGACCAUGGAUUCCCCAAACGUGUGGAUGAAACCUUCUCAGGUCUGCCUGGAAAAGUGACGGCAGCGUUCCAGCACGAAGGGUUCUCCUACAUCUACAGCGGAUCCUCCAUGUUAGAGUACGAGGCGAGGAGCGGCAGACCACCUCACAUCCUGGGGAACAACCACUUCCUGAGUUGCACCAAGUCUUCCACCAAUUCUCUUUGA